This is a messenger RNA of Hypoxylon trugodes, 1517 nucleotides long. RefSeq lists its product as uncharacterized. Bases 563 to 1390 code for a protein of 275 amino acids. The record is from RefSeq and is a predicted model, not a curated record. The transcript has 4 exons. NCBI's taxonomy places the organism in Eukaryota, Fungi, Ascomycota, Sordariomycetes, Xylariales, Hypoxylaceae.
CCUAGGUAUGUGGUAUUUAUUCCUUACAUACCUAGGUAUGUCCGAGCCUUUUUGAGCGUUAAUCUAUUUGAUGCAAUGAUAUAUAUGCUUUCUUAUCUAAUUUCGUGGACUGUUGUUUUACACCAAGACAUGUAAUAUGACACUUAAAGAGCUGCCAAUUGCCUUACAGGGACCAGAUAUCACAUCGACGGCUAUUGCGGGAAGCCGGCAGGAAUUUAUCAUAUUCAGGUUCCACAAGAUCUCUUGGCCAAACAUUCGCUGCAGUAAGCCUCAAAGAUAACUUGACGAUGCGAGAUUGAAUUGUCUAGUGUCUCACCAAAGAGUUGACGUUUCGCAUCCAUGUUUGCCUUUGGAAUUAACCCGUUGUUUGCUUCGAGAAUCCACCCUCGAUCUGUGGACGAUACGCGGCAAUGUGCCGUUACCUAAAGGGAUAGUACACGCGGCGAAAAUCAACAUCCAAAUAGCCACGUGGGUAUAUAAGUGAUGAUUCGGCGAGCCCUGUAUUCAACUCAUCAGUAGUAGAUUCAAAACAGAAGCAUACCUAUACUUCACUUAAUCCAAAAUGAAGUUAAAUUGGUGGUCUUCAACCUUUCUCGCCUGGUCCAUUAACAUCUGCUUGGCAACUUCUGUUCAACCCAUUGGAGAAUGGACGAUCUCCGACACAUUUCGCGUCAAAACACAGGACAGUACGAUCUGUAAUUGGCAGUUUCACGUGGCCGACUCUAGCCAAGGAUCCGAUGCAAUCAAUGCCUUUGAUUGCGAAUUCGACGUGACAGCCGACUCCGGGACAGACUGUGCUACGAAAUCAUUCCAGACUGUCUGUAGUAGCAAUGAUUCGUUCAGCAUUAAUGGUGGGCAUAGCAGCAUGGGGUUUAUCGUCAUGGUUCUGGUGAACGUGGACCAGAAGUCCGAAGCCUACUUCGGCUUCUCGGAUGACGCUCUCGAUAGCGGGUCUGAAAUCAGCAAGCAGACAAAACCGGUCUACCCGCAAGGUGUAACCCCGCCGAGCAGCGUAUCUGCGCGACAGGAUGGCGGCAACACGACGGAAUGGACAGUCGAAGAUCUCUUCAGAGUUAUCGACGAUGAAAGACGCACGGUCACUGUAGGGUUCAGGAUCCAGGAUGGGAGUAUUGGUGGUUCCAGCUGCAUGCUCAGUCUUAUGCCGCCUGACGGUGUCGAUAUCAAUAGUUGGGAAUGGUACAAUCAGCCCUGCGAGGGCAGUGGUUAUUCUGCUUCGUGGGGAUACAUGGCUACGGGCGAUGCUGGCAUCAUGACAAUUGUCAAUUCCACUCGAAAUGGCCAAGCAUUCUUUGGCUUCUCCAACAUCAAGUCGAGCACGUACUUGGGUGACGCAGGCCCGAGCCCGGUUUCACCUUGCAACUGCGGCUGAACACGCCUAAUGACGGGAUAGGCAGAGAGCCUGAAUGUAGAAUGGUGGUUUUCGUCUUCGUUUUAUCUUCUUAGUAGAGGGUUUUGGAUACUUCGGUAUGAAUACUAUCAAAUCCCUUUUGAGUUUG